AUGGACGACCCCUGGGCCACGCCAUGGGGCAGCGGCAGCGGCGGCGGCAAGCCCCCGCCGCCAGACCCGCUUCGCGGCAUGAGCAUGUCCCCGCCGCCCGCGCCGCUCGAGGACGAGGUCGCGGACCCCUGGGGCCCGCCGACGGCUAGCAAGGCGAAGGCUAAGGCCGACCCGCUGCCCACGCUCGCUAGCUUGGGGGUUACGCCGAAGCCACCUGCAGCAACAGCAAUGGGCUGGGGCGAUGUCAGCGGCGGGUGGGGCGCGCCGGCACCGGCGCCAUCACUGCCAGUGGAGGAGCCGGCACGAGCACCCACCCCCGGGCCUGAGCCAGAAGAGCCUGAAGAGGAGGAGGAGGAGGAGGAGGUCGAACUGACGCCAGAACCAGAACGAGAACCAGCACCAACACCAGCACCACAACCUGCACCAAUACCCCCUGCCCCCACAGGCUGGGCAGCCGACCCCGAGGCCGAGCUCGAGCGCACGCUCUCCCGCCUCGCGACCCCGCCGCCCCCGCGCCUCAGUCUGGGCAGCGGCGCACGCGAGCUGUCUCCGCGGGAGAGCCUGGAAGCGGCGCUCGCAGCGACGGGCUCGCCGCGCAAGUCGCUGAGCCUGUCGCCGCGCGCGUCGCUCGACGCCUCCGCGCGGUCGUCGUUCGAUGCCGUGCGCUCGUCCGCCGAGGUCGUGCGAUCCGGCUCGCCGCUCAAGGCUGUCGCUGCGGCUGCGGCUGCUGGCACUGGCCUCGAUAGCGCCGGGCUUGCGGGCGCGAGCCUCGCUGGCGCCGCCAUGGUGCGCGCAGCUUCGUUUGGCGGCGAGGACUUUGGCGACUUUGGCGGCUUCGACGCCGGCGGCUCAGGCUUCGGCUCCGCCGAGGCCAGCUUCAGCGCCGACACGGCUGAUCCGUGGGGUGGCGGCGGAGGCGGUGGUGGUGGCGGCUGGGGGGCGCCUGCUGGUGCCGCUGGCUCGUCGAGCCCGUCGUCACGCCUGUCGACGCCCGCCCCCGACGCCGACGACUCGGACGAGUACGCCGCGUGGGGCGGCGUGUCCCGCCCCAAGGGCCCCGAGGCGCCGACUGCCCAGGAGACGCAGUGGGAGUCGGCACAGCGCACCAUGGCACUGCAGCAGGCGCGGGCGCCGUUCGAGAAGGUCGAGCGCCUCAAGCGCGACUGGGACGAGGUGGCCGUCGCUGCCAUUGGCGUCAACACGGUCGACGCGCUCACCGAGUCCGAGGAGGCGACCCUCGACCAGGGCGUCAAGGCCGUCGACGACAAAGUAUCCGACACCCUGUCGGCGCUGGGCACGCUCCCCUCCGGCAUAAACACGUAUCCUACUGUGCUGUCCGCGCAGACAAGCUACCAGAAGUACCAGGCGGCGCUGGCGCGCCCGAACCCCAACCCUGCGAGCUCGCUGCUGCAUGUGCCUGUGCGCGCGCGGCGGCGCGACGAGUCGCUGACGUCUUUCGGGCCGGGACUUGACGCGCUCUGGUCCGGGCGGUCCAAGCUCGGCGAGCCCGACGCGAUCGUGGCGGCCGCGGCGGCGGCGGUCGACGAGGCCGGCCCGAGCAAGUGGUCGUUCUGGCGCAAGUCGACGGCGCCGCCCAAGACACUGACCACGAGCGGGGGCGGUAUCCUAGAAGUGAAGGAUGUCUCCUCGCCGGCCGUGGCGUCGCCCACGAGCAUGACUGGUGCGCGACCGGCGACACCGACCGGGUCCAUCAACGACACGGGGAGCAUCGCGCCGAGCGUGGGCUCGAACCGGGCUUCGACAUCGCGCGCGCCCUCGAUCUCGUCGCGGCCUAGCACGCCGGCAGUGGACAAGCCGCCGGCGGCAGAGGCGCAGGACGCGCCGCCACGCUCGUCGACCGAGCCUGCCGCGCCAUCAGGCGUCUCUCGCUUCUGGGGCCGGUUUGGCCGGCGUGCCGCGUCGCAGCCCGUGCCGUCUGAAGACGUCGGCGAGAUCAAGGAGGACAUUGAGCUGUCACCGGACGACUUUGCGUUCUUAUCCGACGUCCCGUCGACCGUGGCCCCCGGCACGGGCGACCUGCUCGCCAUGGACGGCGGGAUGCCGGGCAUCGAGAGCAUCCUCGCCCCUGCGCCACCCCCGCUGCCUGCGCCGCUGGCCCCGCCACCGCGCGGAGCAAGUGGCUCCGGCGGCGCGUUCGCCGCGCGUGUCGCGCCGCCCAAGCCGGCCUCGUCAGACUUUGAUCUGCUCUCCGGGCUCGACUUUGACGCGCCGGCACCAGCGCAGGCAGCGGCGCCGUCCACCACAUCACAGGGGAUAUCGUCUCCUCCCGUCCCCGCCGCGUUCUCCUCUUCGCCCCUCACGGCGUCCCGCCCCGCGUCAAUGGCAAGCAUGGGCUCGCUCGGCUCCAUCCCGUCGCCGACCCAGCUGCCUUCCGCCCAGGCCUCGCAGUCCUCGCUGGCAUCCUUCGCUACCCUGCAGGCCGUGCCGUCUCUCAAGCCCACACCGACGGGCGACAGCCUGCGCAGCCUCUCCCCGCAGCCGGCUCCGGCGGCGUCACCGUCGCCCUUCGCCCCAAGCCUGAGCCAGACGCUAGCACCGACGCCAGCAGUCCUGCCAGCAUUCACGUCAGCACCAACUCUAGCCCCCUCUGCUCCAUCCCCCGCCCCUGCCCCCACAGACGACUUUGGAGACUUUGGGGACUUUGGAGACUUUGGCGCGCCUGCCACGGCCACCACCGUCAACACGACAUUUGACGACUUUGGCGACUUCUCGGCCUUCGAGUCGCCCCAGCAGCCGCCGACGCCGCUGCCCAAGUCACCGAACCCGCCGACACCGAUCGCAAAGCACUCCAACCCGCCCACGCCUAUCUCCAAGCUCUCUCCAGCGGUGCAACAGACAUCGCGCUUCCCCUUCCCGGCGCAGUCACCUAGCCCGGCGUCGGCUGUGCUCGCGCCCAAUGGCGGCAGCGCAUCGACCAUGCGCAUCAGCAUGCCUCCCGGCCGCAGGGGGCCGAGCGUCGACCACACCCCGGCCCUCUCGCUCCUCACCAAAGCGUCCCACUCGCCUGGCCGGUGGCCGUCGCCUCCCAGCCCGGUGCCACCUCCACUGGCGCCACCGCCAAGCGGCACGACCCGCAACCCCCCUGGCGCGUCGUUUGGCCUCGCGCCACCCCCGCCGCCUGCCAACCGGCCAAACUAUGGCGGCGGCAACAUCAUUGAUCUUAUGGACGACGACUAG
Vanrija pseudolonga is the source of this 3198-nucleotide messenger RNA. RefSeq lists its product as uncharacterized. Lineage: Eukaryota; Fungi; Basidiomycota; Tremellomycetes; Trichosporonales; Trichosporonaceae. The record is from RefSeq and is a predicted model, not a curated record. Bases 1 to 3198 code for a protein of 1065 amino acids. The transcript has 3 exons.